CUCUGUUUUUUGGGGGGCGGGCGGGAAGGGGGUUGUAGCAGGUGCGCAAGCCCUUUCCUGAAAUUAUCCUGGUCCCUAACAAUGUCAUGGAAUAUGGCUAGUUUGUGAUGAAGACAACAGCUUAGCAGAUGUGGUAGCUGAUGAUGAUGCUUGAACACAGCUGGAUUUACUGAGGGAGGCAGAAGGGUAGCAGAAAUCUCACAGGGGUUUUGGGGCUAAGUCCCUGCAAGAAACCAUGAUCACCCUGAUAACGGAGCACUUGGAGAAACAGAGCCUAGAUGAACUGAAAUGCACAUCCUUCAGCAUCAGUUUGCCUUUGCCUGAUCAUGCUGAUGUGGCCAGCUGUGGCAGCCCCUUCCAGAUAGCACCUGAGGGAGCUUCAUGGAGGGACCUGACUCCCUGUCCAAAGAUCCAUCUUCAGGACAACCUAGGUCUUUACCAGCACUCCAGCUUGAGCCUUCCCCAGCCCCUCUGCAACCCAGACACCAGCCCUCAGAACAGCCUAGCAUCCCAAACACUGGCCACCAAUUCACUAGUCUCAGAAAAGGCUUCUGUGCCCCCCACCAAAAGACACUGCCGUUCACUCUCAGUGCCCGAAGACCUCUCUCGUUGGCAGGCAGUCUGGAGGCCCUUGGGCUCCAAAGUGUGGACACACGUCAAACGUCGGGACAAUACUGGAGAGGACACUUUAGCAGUACAGCCUCAGAUUGUGGCCCAGGGAGCCAACAGACUUUGCUUCAAUCCUGCCCCCAGUGCCUCUCAUCAGGCUGUUCAAGAUGGUGCUAGUUGUGGCAGAAGCCCACCUUUUUUCAGCCUGGCUCUAUCCAGAGAAUCGCCAGCAAGUGUUCCAUGGGAGACUGGAGAGACUUUACAGCCCUAUCCUCUACAAAGACGUUUCUCCCUGUCACCUGUCAGAUUCUUGCCCUCCCAGCGAAGUUCUACCACCUCUACACCAGAGCUGCUUCGACACCAGCACAGCCUCCCUCGGAGCCGCUCACAACCCUGUGAUUUGGACACCAGGAAAUGUGGUCUUAAGCGGCGCCAUGAUGAAGAUGUGAGGUGGCAUAGGCCCUCGCUUGAUUUCUACAAAAUGAAUCAGAAGCCAUUUGCAGGAGGUGUCUGUCAGUUAGAGAACUCUGAGGAAGGUGGCUAUCCAUCAUGGCUUUUGGACUGCAGCCCACAAGCACCCUCAGCUUCCUGCAGUCCCAUCAACAAUUACAUCCAGGUGCUUAGUGAAAGUGAGGAAGAGGAAGAGGAAGCAGCAGCAGCAAGUCGACUAAAUUGGAAUUUAGCAAGCAAAAGAACACUUUUCCAACCAGACUUUAGUGACCUUGAUCUAACUUUAAUCGAAGAGAACUAGGGAUUGGGUGUCUUUUUGCAAAACUGACUCUGGGGUCAGCAGCAGGAACAGGCUGUGCUCCUGGGUGAGGGCAGGGGGAGUGGGGUGGGUGGAAAGGGGAGAGUGGCAAUGGGACCAAUGGGGUUUUGUCUGCUUGUUUCUUUUGUAUUAAAAAAGAAAAAAAUGCUAAAGGAAAGUUGUAUAUCUCUGGGAUGGUGUGACAAAACCCUGCCAAAAGGUGUGGAAAAUGAACUUUGGCAGCAAUUCUACCUCAGCAAUCCCUAUGGGCCUCCCAGCACCAAAUCACAAAAACAUUCCCCUCAAGACAAAUACAAGAGUUCUACAUAGACUUCAGUUGCCCCAAUAUGUAGAAAUGGUAAGAUUGGUAUGAGGUAAUAGGUACGUAUUAAAAAUUUAAAAUAAAACAGUCA
Pogona vitticeps (central bearded dragon) is the source of this 1770-nucleotide messenger RNA. It is a transcript of the gene FAM53C, whose product is annotated as family with sequence similarity 53 member C. Gene Ontology annotation, cellular component: nucleus. Gene Ontology annotation, biological process: protein import into nucleus. The record is from RefSeq and is a predicted model, not a curated record. NCBI's taxonomy places the organism in Eukaryota, Metazoa, Chordata, Lepidosauria, Squamata, Agamidae.